Molecule: messenger RNA, 3488 nt
Organism: Mytilus californianus (California mussel)
Lineage: Eukaryota; Metazoa; Mollusca; Bivalvia; Mytilida; Mytilidae
Product: E3 ubiquitin-protein ligase Midline-1-like
Exons: 2
Coding region: 1-2115 (704 amino acids)
Biological process (GO): positive regulation of DNA-templated transcription
Cellular component (GO): chromatin; nucleoplasm
Molecular function (GO): ubiquitin-protein transferase activity; zinc ion binding
Source: RefSeq, a predicted model, not a curated record
AUGGCUAAAAGAGAAAAAGACAAACAGACAAACAAUAAUGAACUGUUGACUUGCAGUAUAUGUCUAGAGACGUUCAAAACUCCAAAAUGUUUACCAUGUCUACAUACGUUCUGUAAGGUAUGUAUUCAUACAUACAUUCAGUCAUCUGUUGAUAAGGAAAACAUUAUAAGUUUCAAAUGUCCUGUUUGUCGAAGUCUGGUGUCAGUUGGAGAACGUUCUAUCAAUCUUGAAUGUUGGGUAGAUGAGCUUUCAACCAAUCAUUUAAUUAUAUCGAUGAUUGAUCGACAAGCGAUACAAAAACUAGAAAAAUUAUCCAACGCAUGCGAAUUGAGCAAUGUAAAUCAGAACGCAGUGUCAUGGUGUACUGUCUGUCAGGAGGCACUUUGUUCUAUGUGUGAGAACUGUCACCGUAAGUUUAAAGUGUCCGCAAACCAUAAAAUUCUAACAUUACAAGAGACACAAAGAGACACGACUGCAUCCUUUUCCGGGUUGAUUACAUGUGAUGUCCAUUCAAAUAAAUUUGUCGAGAUUUUUUGUGUAGAUCAUGGUAUACAUUGUUGCACUGUAUGCGCAACCGUCAAACAUCGCAAAUGUGAAAAGGUGGUAGAAUUAGGAGAAGCGGCAGCUGGUAUUAAAGAAGCAAAGCAGACGACUGAAUUUUUGGAGGUGAUGAUGCAGUGGAAAACUUUGCUUGAUAAAUCGAUUCAAGACACACAGAAAUAUGUGUGUGCCGUUGAAAUUAUGGGGGAAGACAUUUUUUCAGAAAUUGAAAAUUUGAAGAGAGAUCUAAUCGAACACGUCAACAAAGUGGAAAAAGCUGCAAAAGAGGAGUUGUUCAGCAAAAAGAAGGGCAUAGUUACAGAACUUACUGACAGGAUGAUUGAAAUGUCCAGCUUAAAGUCUACCGUUGAUAACUGGUACAAUAUUUUGAGUACAAGUGUCAAUGAUGGAUCAGAGAUUCAAUGUUUGAUUGAGUUCAACAAGCUAGUUCCAAAGAAAGAAAAAAUUGAAUCUGAAAUAAAAAAUACCACAUCAAACAUUGAUAAAAGGUCAUUGAUUUUCAAAAAGAACAGCGGACUUGAAAAGUUUCAAGAACACGUUAGAACUCUUGGUGAAGUUAGAAUUGUUAAUUCAAAAGAAAGUGUCCAGUCGAAGUCGAUGCAUGGUUCUUUAAUAGAUACAAUUCCAGACGUUAGUGGAUGUUCAACUUAUUUUCAACGAGACCUUGACGUGGAAAAUUUAAACAUACAAUAUUUCGGUAAGAUUAAACCUUUCAAUCCAAAACAGAAUACUCAGUCGAAGUUGCAUUGUACUUCUUUUACAAACUCUUAUUCAAAACCAAAGGAAGUUAAAUUUCGUACUGGGAAGGUGAAAUCGCUAUUUACUCUGAAGGCAGGAGAUAACAAUGGUCUUGCAGUGAGUGGAAUAUUUAUCAAAGAAUCAAUUCUCUUAAGUAAUACCAACACGAAAAAAAUCCUGAAGUUUAAUCAUACUGGUACAUUUCUCUGCGAUGUUCAGUUGAACAGUGAACCGUAUGAUAUCACGAAAUUUCGAGAUGAUGAUAUAGCAGUGUCAUUUCCAAAUUCAAAAGAAAUACGUUUGAUGGAUAUACACACAAUGACCAUGAAACGAAAAAUUCAGCUUUCACAUGAUGUUUGUGGUUUGCGAUAUUUAGAUGUAAAUGACCAAUUCAUUAUGGCAUGUGAAAACAGUAUUGUUUGGUCAAAUGCAACAAGCGGUGUGAAAAUAAAGAAAACAAAAACAAGUGGUCAAACUUAUUAUAUUUGUGCAUAUGAAAGCAACAGCUAUGUCUAUGCCGACGGAUCGAAAUGUGUGUCUUGCUCAGAAAAUGGAUCAAUUAGAUUUACUUACAAAAGCCAAAAGUUGUAUUUUCCAAGAGGUAUUGAUGUAGAUUUCCGUGGAAACCUUUAUGUUUGUUUUUAUGGUUCAAACAAUAUACAUCAAAUUUCAACUUCAGGGGAACUGAUGAGAAAAAUCCCAUGUGAAGACCUAGGGACAGUGGCGCCAUGGUUUAUAAGGUUCAAACAAAACAGCAAUAAAUUCUUGGUAACUUCACUCUCAUCCGGGAAAGUUGUUGUUGCUGAAAUUAUAUAAUUUUAUCAUGAAUCCAUCAUCAUCCUCGUUGCUAUCCUUAUCAUUUUCGACACCAUCUUGGUAAAUAAUUGUGCGAUUGGUUUUAUCUUGUAUUAUAUGAAUAAAAAGAGAUAUGUCUUUACGUGAACCAGACAAUAUGAUCUAACUAACAAAAAGACAUCUAAAGAUCAAAAUACUUCCUUCAAAAAUAGCCGUAUAGCUUAAUAGUGUGUCAAGUUGUCUAGCUGAUGUGGGAAAAAAACUAACAAAAUCAUUCUUUAAAACCAGGAGACCAACAGGAGAUUAUUUAAACGACCUCUAACGAACUACCCUUUGGUGUUUUUUAUUUGCCGUUUGUGAGCUUUUCAUUAUUCAAGAUGCAUCGUGAGACCAUUAACGAAUAAAUAGUUACAAAAAUGCGGCUCUGAUACUCUCAUUAGAAGCAACCAUUAUAUAACGAGAUAUUUAUUGUACAGAUUGAAGACAGUAUGAAUUGGUGACUUUUUUACUACUCUUUAUCCCACAAAGAGUCACUAUGUGUUUCUUCAAACGAUGCAAUAACAAACAACGAUGAUAGUAUAUUCGAUUUUGAACGAAAUAAUGUCGAAGAAAAUGUUCAAGAAAAAGCAAAAAAUUCAGUCGGAGUCGUCAUGGCCUUUUUCAGCUGAUUCAGUUCCGAUUCGAAUAAACCCGAUUUUGAUACUGGGAAAGUUUACAAACUCUUAAAUCUUGGCGCAGGAGAUAACUGUAAAAGUUCAGUGAGUAGAAUGUUUACUAAAGAAUAUAUUUUGAUAACUAACGAUAAAAGAAAAAAAACUCCUAAAGAUGGAUUAUUGCAGUGCAAUCUUGAGUUUGAUAGUUGGCCUUAUGGUAUCAAAAUUUUGUGACAUAACGUCAGCGGUUUCAUGUCGAGGAAAUAAUCAAAUUAUUUUGGUAAAUAUACAUACAAUGAUCAUCGAAAGACAAAUCAAACUUUUAUUUCCAGUUUAUGGUGUACAAUAUCUAAUUUAUUGCUCCUUGUAACAGUAAUAUUGUUUGAUUAAAUGUAAUAAACGGUGAUAAAAUUAAAUAAACAAACAAAAGCGGAAAAACUUAAAUCAUAUUUAUGCAUUUGAAAGCAACAAAUAUGCUUUUGUAGACGGAUCGGAAAGUAUGUCGUAUUUUGCAGAGGAUUCAAUUAAUUUUACUUACAAAAACCAAAAGUUGUCAAAGCCGAGAGGAAUUGAUGUUGAUUCUCGUGGAUAUCUACGUUUGUUCAAGAGGUUCAAACAACAUACAUCAAAUUUCACAAUCUGGAGAACUUAUUAGAAUAAUUCCAAGUGAAGUCAUUGGAACAGUAGACCAAUGGGUUAUAAGUUUCAAACAAAAUAGUAAUAAAUUCUUAGUCACUUCUA